Molecule: messenger RNA, 1347 nt
Organism: Nerophis lumbriciformis (worm pipefish)
Lineage: Eukaryota; Metazoa; Chordata; Actinopteri; Syngnathiformes; Syngnathidae
Source: RefSeq, a predicted model, not a curated record
CUGCCAUAUUAUUAUUAUUACUAUUAAUAUAAACCAUUCCGUCUACGUAGAUUGGUCGUUCGAAAGCACUUAAUAUUGUUUACCAAAGAAAUGGUGAUGGAGAAGCCAAGUCCCCUGCUAGUAGGGCGGGAGUUUGUGAGGCAGUUGAACAAGGCGCCAGACUUCCUGCACAGGUUCUACGGGAGGAGUUCUUCCUAUGUUCACGGCGGUCUGGACGCCAGUGGAAAGCUGGCGGAAGCAGUGUACGGCCAAGCGGAAAUCCACAUGAAGGUCAUGUCCCUGCAGUUCAGCGAGUGCCGCACGAAGAUCCGGCACGUGGACGCCCACCCUACGCUCAGCGACAGCGUGGUGGUGCAGGUCCUCGGAGAGCUGUCCAACAACGGCCAGCCCAUUAGGAAGUACAUGCAGACGUUUGUGCUCGCCCCAGAGGGUUCGGUGGCCAACAAGUUCUACGUACACAAUGACAUCUUCCGCUACGAGGACGAGGUUUUUUGUGACUCAGAAGCGGAACUCGAUGAAGAAUCAGAAGAGGAAGUUGAGGAGGAGCCAGAAGAGAGGCCGGCAUCCCCCGAGCCUCUUCAGGAGAGUCCCAACAGCGCCACCUACUACGAUCCUCACCCCGUCGCUAACGGAGUGGAGGAGCCCAUGGAGGAACCUGCCCCGGAACUAGAAAUGGAACCCGAGCCUGAGCCCAAAGUGGAGGAAAUAAAGUCUGAAGUCGAGGAGAAAGCUCUGGAAGAAAUGGAGGAAAAAGCUCCCUCGCCGGUCCUAGUGGAGUCGCCACCUAAUGCCCAGGAGCCGCCUAAGACCUUCUCUUGGGCCACAGUGGCCAGUAAACACCUUCCUCCUUCGGGCACCACAUCUGGUAUCUCACCCCAUGUUGUUAAAGCGCCAAGCUCCCAGCUUCGAACUGAAGCCAAGCCAGAGACGCAAGCAGUGCCGCUAAGACCCCGAGACCAGCGUCCCAGAGACAGACCGACCUUCUCCCCACGUCCACCCCGAUCAGAUGGCAUGCCAUCUUCUGAGGCACAAACAGGGAAACCACAUUUAAGUUUCGUCAACAAAGGCGGUCGGGGUGAUGCUGAUUCGGGUGAAAUGGACACAAGGCGACCUGUACGCUACCCGGACAGCCACCAGCUCUUUGUAGGCAACCUCCCGCAUGACAUUGACGAGCUGGAGCUCCGAGACUUCUUCAUGACUUAUGGAAAUGUCGUUGAGUUGCGGAUCAACACCAAGGCCGUCGGCGGGAAGCUUCCUAACUUUGGAUUUGUGGUCUUUGACGACUCUGAACCCGUGCACAAGAUCCUGGGAGCCAAGAACUUCACACGGAAAGGAUUGACAGAUUGA